AUGGCGAACUCUGGGGCAAGCAGUCGCGCGGAGACCUUCCGCAUCGAUGGCACGGAUUCGGAGGACUCCAUGGACGAACGCGCGCUCAAGAAGGCGCAAGAUGACUUCCAGCUUAGCAUGCACAUGUGCUUCAAGCAGGUGUGCCAGACCAAUGCUCGCCUCGACGAGCACACGCACGCGAUUGCAGACAUCAGACGCAAGCAGGCCGAGCAAUAUACGGACCAGGACGAGAUGCGCGACGCAGCCUCCAG
Molecule: messenger RNA, 251 nt
Organism: Prorocentrum cordatum
Lineage: Eukaryota; Dinophyceae; Prorocentrales; Prorocentraceae
Source: the annotation of a GenBank genome assembly